This is a messenger RNA of Panthera uncia (snow leopard), 2532 nucleotides long. It is a transcript of the gene ALDH1L1, whose product is annotated as aldehyde dehydrogenase 1 family member L1. The coding region runs from base 344 to 2248 and encodes 634 amino acids. The record is from RefSeq and is a predicted model, not a curated record. Gene Ontology annotation, biological process: biosynthetic process. The transcript has 16 exons. Gene Ontology annotation, molecular function: aldehyde dehydrogenase (NAD+) activity; formyltetrahydrofolate dehydrogenase activity. Lineage: Eukaryota; Metazoa; Chordata; Mammalia; Carnivora; Felidae.
CUGGCUCUGGCCUUGCUCGAGGCCCUGGGACUGGCAGAGGCUGGUCCCACCUCUCCGCCGCCCUGGGCCGGCCUGGGCCAGCCCCUUGUCCCCCGACCGACGCUUUCAGAGGUCCCUUCUGGCCCGCGACUCCUGCGCCUCCUCCCGCGCUUGGUGAGUGCCCCUGAGCCCCGACGCUCCGAGGGAGGGAGCCUGUCCCAACUCGCGACUCCAGGGACUCUGAGCUCAGAUCCCUCAACUGGGCUCCCGGUGGACGCCGGAGCCUUGCCGCAGGGACGCCGGGUCUGGAGUCCGGAUCCGCGAUUCCCCCUGGGGCAGAUCCUUCUGACAGAUCCCUGCUGCCAUGAAGAUCGCCGUGAUUGGGCAGAGCCUGUUUGGCCAGGAAGUUUACUGUCACCUGCGGAAGGAGGGACAUGAGGUCGUGGGCGUUUUCACUGUCCCAGACAAGGAUGGAAAGGCGGAUCCCCUGGGCCUGGAGGCCGAGAAGGAUGGAGUGCCAGUGUUCAAGUUCCCCCGCUGGCGGGUGAAAGGACAGGCUCUGCCCGAUGUGGUGGCAAAAUACCAGGCUUUGGGUGCCGAGCUCAACGUCCUGCCCUUCUGCAGCCAGUUCAUCCCCAUGGAGGUCAUCAAUGCCCCCUGCCACGGCUCUAUCAUCUACCACCCAAGUCUGCUCCCCCGACACCGAGGGGCCUCGGCCAUCAACUGGACCCUUAUUCAUGGAGACAAGAAAGGGGGUUUUACCAUCUUCUGGGCAGAUGACGGUCUGGACACUGGGGACCUUCUUCUCCAGAAGGAGUGUGAGAUCCUCCCGGAUGACACCGUGAGCACUCUAUACAACCGCUUCCUCUUUCCUGAAGGCAUCAAAGGGAUGGUGCAGGCUGUGAGGCUGAUCGCCGAAGGCAAAGCCCCCAGACUCCCCCAGCCUGAGGAAGGAGCCACCUACGAGGGCAUUCAGAAGAAGGAAACAGCCAAGAUCAACUGGGAGCAGUCAGCAGAGGCGAUUCAUAACUGGAUCCGAGGGAACGACAAGGUGCCAGGCGCCUGGACAGAGGCCUGUGGGCAGAAGCUGACUUUCUUCAACUCAACACUAAACACUGAAGGCCUGGUGCCCGAGGGAGAAGCCUUGCCUAUCCCAGGAGCCCAUCAGCCGGGGAUAGUCACCAAAGCGGGACUCAUCCUUUUCGGGAAUGAUGACAGAAUGCUUCUGGUGAAGAACAUCCAGCUGGAGGAUGGCAGGAUGAUCCCAGCCUCACGCUUCUUCAGCGGAGCAGACAGCAGUGUCCUUGAGCUGACAGAGGCAGAACUGGUCAUGGCAGAGACUGUGCGGAGUGCCUGGAAACGGAUUCUCCCCAGUGUCCUAGAGGUGGAAGACUCCACUGAUUUCUUCAAGUCAGGGGCUGCAUCGGUGGAUGUUGUGAGACCUGCAGGCUCGCUGGUUGGCCAGAGACUCUCAGACCAUCCCGAUGUGCGGAAAAUUGGGUUCACAGGUUCCACAGAGGUGGGAAAACACAUCAUGAAAAGCUGCGCCCUGAGUAACGUGAAGAAGGUCUCCCUGGAGCUGGGCGGGAAGUCGCCCCUCAUCAUCUUUGCUGACUGUGACCUCAGCAAGGCUGUACAGAUGGGGAUGAGCUCUGUCUUCUUCAACAAAGGUGAGAACUGCAUUGCGGCGGGCCGGCUCUUCAUAGAGGACUCGAUCCACGACCACUUUGUGCAGAAGGUGGUAGAAGAGGUGAAGAGGAUGAAGAUUGGUAACCCUUUAGAUCGGGACACCAACCAUGGGCCGCAGAACCACCAAGCCCACCUACGGAAGCUAAUAGAGUACUGCCAGCGUGGCGUGGAGGAAGGGGCCACGUUGGUCUGUGGUGGGAGUCAAGUCCCUCGGCCAGGUUUCUUCUUCGAGCCAACUGUUUUCACGGAUGUGGAGGACCACAUGUUCAUAGCCAAGGAGGAGUCCUUUGGGCCCAUCAUGAUCAUCUCUCGGUUUGCUGAUGGUGACGUGGACACCGUGCUGUCUCGGGCCAAUGCGACAGAAUUUGGCCUGGCUUCUGGCGUCUUCACCAGGGACAUCAACAAGGCCCUGUAUGUUAGCGACAAGCUGGGGGCAGGCACCGUGUUUGUCAACACAUACAACAAGACCGACGUGGCCGCUCCCUUCGGAGGGUUCAAGCAGUCCGGCUUUGGCAAAGACCUUGGAGAGGAGGCCCUGAACGAGUAUCUGCGGGUCAAGACAGUUACUUUUGAGUACUGAAGAAAGAUAUCCUGAGAGAAUGCCCCGCUCUCUACGAUGUGUCCUCGCCCUGCACAACCGGGCCUGCCCUCUCAAGGGGAGGCCUAGGCUGCUCCCCCAGAGGUCUCAUGCUCUCACCCCCUCCCGAGUGCACAGCACCCCACUUGAGACACUGUUGGAAACCUUCCUGUCCACACUCUCUGUCUCUGCUGGGACAGCCCCACCCUUGCCCAAUCACAGUGCCCUUUGUUUGGGUGAGAAAUUGGCCCCAAGGCAAAUAAAGGUUCUGACCAGUGGCAGCAGGA